AGCACAGGCAUCUAUUUGUUUCUUGGUAUAACUUGUGAUUUAUAUUUGUUAAAAAUGUUAAGCAGUCACCGUCAUGCUGUAACUAAUUCAAAAAAACGAUUUAAUUAUGAAGCAGCAGAUAAUGAUACUCACAAUCUCGCGAAAAGAAAAGAAGAGGCAGAUAGAGUUUUGAAGAAAUUUCCAAACUCUAUACCGGUAAUAUUUGAGAAAUCCGGAACUGCUUGGAACCUCCCUGUGCUAGAUCGACCGAAAUGGAUAGUAUCUGAAGUCACGACUAUAAGUCAACUUCAAUCACUGGUUAGGUGUAGAAUAAAACUACCACACUAUGAAGGCCUCUAUUUUAUAAUUGAUAACGAAUUGGUUGCUUUAGGCUUAACUUUAGCUGAAGUAUAUGAAAGAUACAAGUCGGAAGAUAAUUUUCUUCAUAUUACUUAUGCCAGCUGUGAAGCAUUCGGCUAAAUAACUGAAAUAAUGCUUUGAAGAAUGCCACAAAACCACCUUAUUAUAAUUUUCAUUGUUAAUGUUUCAACGUUUUCACUUUUUUAUAUUUUUGUAAUGAGUAUUAAUGUAAUAAAGAUAAGUUAAAUUUCA
Molecule: messenger RNA, 591 nt
Organism: Parasteatoda tepidariorum (common house spider)
Lineage: Eukaryota; Metazoa; Arthropoda; Arachnida; Araneae; Theridiidae
Source: RefSeq, a predicted model, not a curated record